This is a messenger RNA of Mauremys reevesii (Reeves's turtle), 2011 nucleotides long. Its product is annotated as class I histocompatibility antigen, F10 alpha chain-like. The record is from RefSeq and is a predicted model, not a curated record. The transcript is spliced from 7 exons. The coding region runs from base 74 to 1114 and encodes 346 amino acids. Gene Ontology annotation, biological process: immune response. Lineage: Eukaryota; Metazoa; Chordata; Testudines; Geoemydidae. Gene Ontology annotation, cellular component: external side of plasma membrane.
AGAGGUUCCGCGGCCGGUGGCGGGGUCUCGGGCGCCGGCAGCGCAGCGAGGUUCCCGGGGCCGGGCCGGGUCCAUGGGCCGAGUCCUGCCGCGCUGCGGGGCGGCGCUGGGCCUGGCGCUGCUGCUGGGGGCUGUAGCCCUGCGGGGGGGCCACUCCCGCCUGCACUCUUGGCGCAUAUUCCACACGGUGGUGUCGCAGUCCAGCCCAGGACUGCCUUGGCACAGGUAUGUUGGCUACGUGGAUGAUCAGGUCAUCUUUGAAUACAGCAGCGAGAAGCAGAGGGUGGAGCCCCGCACAGCGUGGAUGACGCAGAACGAGGGUCUGGAGUUCUGGGACCAUCAGAUCUUUUGGGCACGGCGCUGGGAGGCCUGGUUCAGGGCGAGUCUGAACACCCUGCGUGAGCUUUACAACCGGACCGAGGACUUUCACAUUAUCCAGAUGAUACUUGGCUGUGAUCUCCAGGAAGACAACACCACUUGGGGGUUUUACCAGGAUUCAUAUAACGAACGAGACUUUCUUACCUUCGAUAAGGAGACCAUGUCUUGGGUAGCAGCAGAUAUUGGGGCUCAGAUCACCAAAAGGAGAUGGGAUGCUGAAGUAUUUGACAACCAGCGAUGGAAACAUUACCUGGAGGAGGAAUGUAUUCCCUGGCUAAGGAGUUCUCUAGAGUACGGGAAGGAGACUCUGCAGAGGAAAGUGCGCCCAACAGCUAGAGUGAGUGACAGGUCAUCUCAUGACGGCCUCACCACCCUCUCCUGUAAGGUCAGUGGGUUCUACCCCCGGGACAUCACCGUUACCUGGCUGAAAAAUGGGGAAAGCAGACAGCAGGAGACCUAUUCUGAAGGCAUCCUACCCAGUGGGGACGGGACCUACCAGACCUGGGUGACAAUGGAGAUUAAUCCCAAGAUCAAAGCCCAUUAUUCAUGUCACGUGGAGCAUGAAAGCCUGUUAGAGCCACUCUCUGUCUCCUGGGAACCAAAUAACAACCUGAUUCCCACUGUGGCUGGAGUUAUCACUGCAGUUGUCCUGAUUGGUGUUAUAAUUGGAGUAGUCGUCUGGAAAAAGAAACACUCAGGGAGGAAUGGAGACGGCUACGUUGUAGCUCAGGCUUAACAGAGCCUGUUGGAGUCUGUGCCACAACCUGAGGGGAUCCCAGAGAGGAAGAUUGAUGAGCUCUAGUCUGUCUCCCUUCAAGAACCAAUCAACCUCUCCCUAGCUUUUCUUUGGCACUUGGAGCGUCCCAUGUGGGAUUUCUAGGCUCAUCUAUCUGCUCACUGAACCAAUUUUUACUUUUCAGAUGUAAUAGUUUUCUGUAAAAAUGUUUUAUUUGCACAAAAUAAUUUCCAAAAUUUUAAUGGAUAAAAACUUUUUUAGUAAGAUUUUAGUAUUUGCUACAUUUAGUGCGUGCACUCAGUGCUCUGUGCCGUGCAGUACUGUUUGCACACCCUGUACCAUAUGCGAGAUAUGUGAGCAGUAACUGCUUGUGUGUAUAUGGUGGGGGAUGUGGGGUUUUUUCAGUAGAAUUUAAUGAUUAUAACAUGGUCAGUUUCCUGGUCUGCUCACAGCUGGUAGCACUGUUGCCAUCAUCAGUCGAGAGAGGCUGUUGGACAGGAAUAAGUGUCUGCGUUUAGUUUAUAAGUGCCUCUAAUGUCCUUUUCACCAUUCACAGAGCCAUAGACAUGCUGGGCUAGAAGGGACCUCAAGAUGUCAUCAAGUCCCGCCUCUGAUCUCGGGCAGCACCAAGUAAACCUAGACCAGUCCUGACAGGUGUUUGUCCAGCCUGUUCUUAAAAACCUCCAAUGACAGGGAUUCCACAUCGUCUCUAGGCAACCUGAAGUUGGGCAUUUUUCUAAUGUUGUGUUUGUAGACUGUGCCUCAGUUUCCCCCAUGUGCUGCAUGUCUAACCAAGGUGGGAGGGGACCAGUGUACCAAUGUUGCAGAGAACCAGGUGUGACCCAGUCUAGCAGCCUGGACCCCAGACCAUGGCCUGGACACUUCGUAACUUAGCGA